This is a messenger RNA of Fomitopsis serialis, 835 nucleotides long. RefSeq lists its product as uncharacterized. The record is from RefSeq and is a predicted model, not a curated record. Lineage: Eukaryota; Fungi; Basidiomycota; Agaricomycetes; Polyporales; Fomitopsidaceae. The coding region runs from base 105 to 623 and encodes 172 amino acids. The transcript is spliced from 9 exons.
UUCCAACUUAAGUCUCGACACUUAUUGCUGUGUAGCUACUAAGUAGCGCGACGACAACCGGUGCGUCAAUGAUCCUGUGACGCGAGUAGCCUUCGUGGUUUCUGAUGCCCCUCUUGGGUCGUUUAGCAAUUGACUGGGCUUUCGCAGCCUUGAGCAUUUCUGUAUCUAGUUUUGAUACAUGGCGAACCACGAAGUUCUCGGCGCUCUUGUAUACAGGUCUGACCAGCGCUAUCAUCGGGGACGUACUCAUCGCCGGAUCCCUGUGCAUAAUUCUAAGACAACGCUUGAAGGAUAUUCCAGGUUCGCGAACGAGCUACGCAAUGCGGUUGCUCAUGGCUUAUAGUAUUGAAACCGGAGCUUUGACAAGUGCGUGCACGUUAGCAUGCCUCGUAACGUUUGCCACUGUGCGUCAUAACUAUGCCUACAUGGUGUUGUAUCUGCUCUUGUCCAAGUUUUACUUGAACGCGCUACUGGCAACUCUCAACGCACGUCGUAGCCUCAGAGCUGUUACCGCCAAUCCAGGACUGGAGCAACCCUCGAUACCAGUGAUCGGCGGAAGGGCAAUCGGUCAAGUAAACGACAGCUUGGUAUGGUGUGCUUGUCCACAAUGCCGACGCUGCUGACGAUCGCAUUCUAGGUAACUCAACAGAGUACCUCGGAAAUUAUCACAGAAUAUCAUCAUCUCAAUGCUUCUCAUACGGUAUCCGAGAAUAAGGAUGGCAUUACCACUCAGAUGUCCGACGAUUCAGGGACAGUAUUCAGCCAUGGUAACCUGCCAAUGCGAUGGGAAGGCACGAUCCAUAGUGUCUAGUCUUCACGUCUGUGUUUACGUAUC